Molecule: messenger RNA, 2859 nt
Organism: Armigeres subalbatus
Lineage: Eukaryota; Metazoa; Arthropoda; Insecta; Diptera; Culicidae
Exons: 12
Coding region: 1-2829 (942 amino acids)
Biological process (GO): carbohydrate transport; transmembrane transport
Cellular component (GO): membrane
Molecular function (GO): sugar transmembrane transporter activity
Source: RefSeq, a predicted model, not a curated record
AUGAAAUUACUUCGAUUAAUAAUUGGAGAAAAUUUUCCGUUCAAGUCGUUCCUCAACCAGUUCUUGUCUGCCAUCGCUGUCAAUAUCAUCACAAUUAGCCAUGGGGCUGCCCUUGGGUGGGUGUCUCCGUUUCUGCCCUAUCUACAAUCCAGCGAAACACACCUAACGUCCGGGGAGGUGACCAUCGAGCAAGCCUCCUGGAUAGGAUCUCUCCUAUCCAUCGGUGGAUUCAUUGGAGCGCCAACGUAUGGAUUUCUGGCCGACCGGUUCGGUAAAAAGCGUGGCCUGCAGCUGCUUGUAAUUCCGUAUGUGGCUUCCUGGCUAUGCAUCCUUUGCGGACCCAAUGUAUACUACAUCUAUCUUGGACGAAUUCUGGCAGGAACCGCUGGAGGAGGAGUGUACCGAGCAAUUCCUCUGUACAUUGCAGACAUCGCCCACAACAAGCUCCGUGGGAUGUUGGGCUCGCUGUUAAUUAUAUCCCUGAACGUUGGAUUUCUGUUGGGAUUUGUGUUCGGAAGCUACUUGUCGUACUUCACCGUACCUGUCGUGAUGCUCGCGGCACCUACCAUAUUUCUUCUAUGCACCUUUUUUAUACCGGAAACACCCUACUGUUUGUUGGAACGGCAUCUAACCGAGCAAGCAGAACAAUCAUUGAUGUUCUACCGUGGCAUCUGGAAGAACUGCCAAAAGACUGAUGAUUUUAAGAUGGAAUUUGAGCAGCUACAAAGAUCAUCACAAACGGCAGAAGAAAUUCUCAGAGAGCGUAGUAUCAAUUGGCGAGAUUUUUGUACAAAACAAGCCCGCAAGGGAUUGGGAAUUGGAACAUUUCUAAUGGCACUGAAUCAGUUCAGUGGAUCGUUAGCCAUCAUGACAUACACGGCAAAUAUUUUUCAAGAAUCCGGUUCGGACUUAAGCCCAAAUGCGUCUUCAAUCAUCUUAGCUCUGAUUCAACUGAUCGGCACAAUUGUAUCUUUUAUUUUGGUGGACAAUCUAGGCCGCAAGGUUCUUCUACUGAUGUCUACUAUAGGAGCUACCGUUGGUUUAUUUUGCAUGGGACUUUUCUCAUUCCUGCAACUGAGUGGCUCUCUACCGAUUCUAAGCUUGUCGUUCACCAUUCUGUUCUUGUCGUUUGGAAUAUUACCGCUACCGCAUGUUAUUUUGGCCGAGGUACUUCCACAAAAAAUUCGUAGCAUCGGUAGCACUAUUGGCACUUUGAUGUUCUCGGCGAGUGCGUUCGUUAUUCUCAAGCUAUUUCCAAUCAUGAUCGACCGAAUUCAUCUUUAUGGAACGAUGUGGUUCCACACUUCCAUCUGUUUCAUAGGAAUUUUCGUUAUUUUAUUUAUUGUACCAGAAACGAAAGGAAAGAAUCUAUUGGGUGCUGAAGAUAAGUCAGAACCGACCAUGCAAAUUAAGAGAAGAGAAAUGAAAUUACUUCGGUUAAUAAUUGGAGAAAAUUUUCCGUUCAAGUCGUUCCUCAACCAAUUCUUGUCUGCCGUCGCUGUCAAUAUCAUCACAAUCAGCCAUGGGGCCGCCCUUGGGUGGGUGUCUCCGUUUCUGCCCUAUCUGCAAUCCAGCGAAACACAUCUGACGUCCGGGGCGGUGACCAUCGAGCAAGCCUCCUGGAUAGGAUCUCUCCUAUGCAUCGGUGGAUUCAUUGGAGCGCCAACGUAUGGUUUUCUGGCCGACCGGUUCGGUAAAAAGCGUGGCCUGCAGCUGCUUGUAAUUCCGCAUGUGGCUUUCUGGCUAUGUAUCCUUUGCGGACCCAAUGUAUACUACAUCUAUCUUGGACGAAUUCUGGCAGGAACUGCUGGAGGAGGAGUGUUCCGAGCAAUUCCUCUGUACAUUGCAGACAUCGCCCACAACAAGCUCCGUGGGAUGUUGGGCUCGCUGUUAAUUAUAUCCCUGAACGCUGGAUUUCUGUUGGGAUUUGUGUUCGGAAGCUACUUGUCGUACUUCACCGUACCUGUCGUGAUGCUCGCGGCACCUACCAUAUUUCUUCUAUGCACCUUUUUUCUACCGGAAACGCCCUACUGCUUGUUGGAACGACAUCUAACCGAGAAAGCAGAACAAUCAUUGAUGUUCUACCGGGGCAUCUGGAAGAACUGCCAGAAGACUGAUGAUUUUAAGAUGGAAUUUGAGCAGCUACAAAGAUCAUCACAAACGGCAGAAGAAAUUCUCAGACAGCGUAGUAUCAAUUGGCGAGAUUUUUGUACAAAACAAGCCCGCAAGGGAUUAGGAAUUGGAACAUUUCUAAUGGCACUGAAUCAGUUCAGUGGAUCGUUAGCCAUCAUGACAUACACGGCAAACAUUUUUCAGGAAUCCGGUUCGGACUUAAGCCCAAAUGCGUCUUCAAUCAUCGUAGCGCUGAUUCAGCUGAUCGGCACGAUUGUAUCUUUUAUUUUGGUGGACAAUCUAGGCCGCAAGAUUCUUCUACUGAUGUCUACCAUAGGGGCUACCGUUGGUUUAUUUUGCAUGGGACUUUCCUCAUUCCUGCAACUGAGUGGCUCUCUACCGAUUCUAAGCUUGUCGUUCACCAUUCUGUUUUUGUCGUUUGGAAUAUUACCGCUACCGCAUGUUAUUCUGGCCGAGGUACUUCCACAAAAAAUUCGCAGCAUCGGUAGCACUAUUGGCACUUUAAUGUUCUCGGCGAGUGCGUUCGUUAUUCUCAAGCUAUUUCCAAUCAUGAUCGACCGAAUUCAUCUAUAUGGAACGAUGUGGUUCCACACUUCCAUCUGUUUCAUAGGAAUUUUCGUUAUUUUAUUUGUUGUACCAGAAACGAAAGGAAAAAAUCUAUUGGGUGCUGAAGAUAAGUCAGAACCGACCAGUUGAGAAAGAAAAUUUUUCAGAAAUAAAGCUAAA